Cylicostephanus goldi is the source of this 236-nucleotide messenger RNA. NCBI's taxonomy places the organism in Eukaryota, Metazoa, Nematoda, Chromadorea, Rhabditida, Strongylidae. The record is from the annotation of a GenBank genome assembly.
AUGGCUAUGUGGGAUUCUCGUAUGGUGGCAAAUUUCAAGCUGAUGACUAAGUUACUGGUGGAGUCCUGUAAAAGAAUGGUGGAGAACAAAGAAUUCUUACGAUGGCUAGCUGCUGAGCAAUUCGACCUUGUUUUCACACAUAUGUAUGACAUCUGUCCUAUAGGCCUUAUUCAUCAUGUAAAAAUUCCUUCAUGGAUUUGGCUCAACAGGUACGUUUUUUCCGAAAGAAACUGAUU